Saprolegnia diclina VS20 is the source of this 2741-nucleotide messenger RNA. RefSeq lists its product as hypothetical. NCBI's taxonomy places the organism in Eukaryota, Oomycota, Saprolegniomycetes, Saprolegniales, Saprolegniaceae. The coding region runs from base 1 to 2676 and encodes 891 amino acids. The transcript has a single exon. The record is from RefSeq and is a predicted model, not a curated record.
AUGUCGGAACACAUGGUCGACGUCGCCAUGCAUGCUCUCGCGAGGCACGCGUGUAGCACCAAGCGACUGGAGCCCGUCGCACCUCGCUUCCGCAUCCAAGGAUUCGACGAAGAGCUCCUUUGGCCCUUGCCGCCGCACCAAGUGGCGGCACUCCGUGCUCUUUUUCCAGGCACCUCGAGCGUGAUUCCGCAGCACAAGAUCAUUGACCUCGACGACGAGCUCGCAUACCGCUCCGAGUACAAGGCCGUCCGCUGUGGCAUCAACCCGUGGCACAAUGCGACUCAUUUUAUCGACUCGCUCACGAUCGACACGGUCGGCGACGCGGCAUCGUGGACGCAAGUGCAGGAAGACGCCAUGGCCUUUGGUACCACGGUACACGUGCUUCCGUCGGAUGCUGUCGGUGGCGCCGUCACCGUCUCGUACGACGACCGAUCGUCGACGUGGGAGUCGGUCGAUGACUGCGUACUUGGCUUUUGGAACGCUUGCUCGGUGCAUGUGGCGCCCAUUACGUCGGGUGUCCGCGCAAUGCUUGUCUUCCGCAUGCGUCGAGAGGACGACGAGAACAGCAGUGACAGCGACAGCGAUCGCGGCCGCUACAGCGAUGUGGAGCGUUGUGCUUUUGAUGACGACAGCGACUACGGCGACGUCGCCUCCAACGCCGAGACGUCCGCGGCCACGGACCCGGAAUGUAUCGCAACGCACGCGCAGAUGCUCGAUGCCGUGGCCGCUGUGGCCGACUACACGCGCAUCGCUGUCGGCAUGCGCGUGUACCACCGAGGCGCACUCUCGUCAAUGGACGACCUCUCGGACAACAUCGGCGACGCGAUCACAUUUCUAGUAUCCACCAACGUCCUCGACGUCGCGGUCUUUUCGUCGGGAUCCUCCGACGCAGUGCUCUUCGACCCUCGGUGCCACGUACCAGCGUCGGUCGUCGCGGCCUGCACCCGCGACAGCCUGCAGAACUUUUUGGCCCGCGACGACGCCCUUGUGAAUGACGCCACCAUGAUCGAUGUGGUGUUUUGGCCCAAGACGCACCGCGUGUACUUUCUCGGGUUCGAAGCCGCGACCUCGCUUCUGUCGUCGUACGUCGCCGGAGGCAGCACCGACUUGCUCGGGUUCAAGACACUGCGCGAGAUGGCGUCGGCGACGAUCAGCAUGCUCGGCGAGGAGUUGUGUCCACAGCUCCACGUGCCAUUCGACACGUGGGCGUCGCUCGGCGCGUGCCUCCUAGAGUAUGGAGAUAUGGAUCUGGCCAUGGACUUGCUCUCGAAAACGACCGAGUCUCGCUUCUGGGCCACGCCCGCGAUCGUCUGCGAUUGGUUCCGUGCGCUCGUGACGCGCUACGGGUGGCAUGUGGUACUUCCGCCCUAUCUGAACCUCAUCGAGCGCGCGUGCCGCAGCACCGACGCCAUGCACAUGCACUUGAUGGCGAGUCUCGUCGAGGACAACAAGCUCUGCGUGCAACAGCGCCACGCGACCGAGCUACUCGACGCCGUACUUUGUUUGCUUUUGAAGCGCCAGCGCUCGGCUGGACAACUUUCGCACAUCGACCGCUUUGUGAACGACGCACUGCGCGUGUCCUUGUGCUUGGUCGACGAGUCCACGGACCCGCUCGUCGGUGGGAUCGUGGCGACGCGCCUUCCGCCCCCAAUUUUGGCGCUUGUCGAGAGCUUUUUGCCGCCGCGGUGGACACUCGUGCGUGCGUUGACGUGCGACACCCGGCUGCAGAGUUCUCUUCCAGCGGCUCUCUUGCUGCUCCGGCCGUCGGGCCUCGCGCUGCAGCCGUACAUCGACCUUGCCAUCCACCUGUACGAAGUGUCGACUGGCGGCGUCGAUUAUGAUGGGUAUGUAGCGCUGCUGCAGCUCACACAUGGGACUUCGAGUUUUGACGUUAUCUUUGACAAAGCGCUGACGGAGGGCAUGCGCCCUCAUUUUUGGUCGGACCUUCUUGCGACGCCAGGUCUGCAGCUCGCCCCGCCGCAGACGGCGCGGCUCGUGGCGGCGACCAUGCACCGGUUUCGCGGCACCAACUUUGCAGAAAUCCCCGAUAGAGACGACCUGUCGGGUAUCACCAGUGCGGCACAAGACGGUGCCCGGCUCUUUGCUGCAUUGGAUGACGCGCCGGGACUGGCGCGGCUGCUCGAGUACGCGUACGCACUGGAAGCCGCCCACGAAGCCCCCAUCACGUUCAUCAUGGACUUUUUUGUGCCGUUGCACGACACGUGCGUCGAGAGCCAACGCCUCGAGGUCGCGGCAGCGCUUGCCGCGCACGGCUUGCCGCGAUUGAGUGAGCGCCUCGCCGACCUGGCGGCAUCGAAAGGGACAACGAGACGUCAACGGUGGAAUUGGUGUCGGCGCCACUGUGAUCAUAUCGGGCAUUUCGCUGAGGGAGAGCACCCGUCCACGUUCGAGCUCGACGCGUCCCGCUACUGCACCAAGAAAGCCAUAAAAAAGAGCUAUGUCCCGCUACGGCGGUAUCCCGAACACAUUCGCGAUGUUUGCAUCGAGGCCUACAGCGAGAAUGCGGACGUGUACACGCUCAUCAACCACCCAUACGAGCUCGUGCAGAAGAUGCAAGACGCUGCCAACCGCCUCCAAGCGAGUCUCGACGCCGGUCGCCAAGGGUCCGCCAAGCGAAUGCCGCUGGAUGCUGGCUCGUCGCCCAAGUGCGAAUAAUGCGUCGAGUUAUUAGCUUGCAUUGACCCUUCCAGCAUAACAACACUCAUCAAGUUGCAGAUGUC